Neofelis nebulosa (Clouded leopard) is the source of this 4092-nucleotide messenger RNA. It is a transcript of the gene EXD1, whose product is annotated as exonuclease 3'-5' domain containing 1. The transcript is spliced from 11 exons. Gene Ontology annotation, biological process: nucleobase-containing compound metabolic process. Gene Ontology annotation, molecular function: nucleic acid binding; 3'-5' exonuclease activity. NCBI's taxonomy places the organism in Eukaryota, Metazoa, Chordata, Mammalia, Carnivora, Felidae. Bases 1357 to 3051 code for a protein of 564 amino acids. The record is from RefSeq and is a predicted model, not a curated record.
CUGGAGGCUCUCUCACCUCCUGGCCGCUGGGGACGCUCGGGAGCCAGCUUCAGGGCUGCGUGCCGAUUGGCUCCUUGGGAAACAGCCGGCACCCCUGGUUGCGUCCGGCUGGCGUCCGGUCCUCGGUGUGGGUGUUCGGCGCCGCGUUUUUCGGUUUGUUUUCGGCACUGUCUUUUGGUAACCGCCAACGCCUGCGUAAAACUCUCCAAGAGUUCUUCCGUAAAAGCAGCCCAUUCUUUUUUAGCUCAAGACUGAAGCUCGAGGGAGUCACCAUUUGCGUGAAAUUGGGACAGGAUUUCCCAAACUUCCCUUCGGGGGAGAAAAUAAUCUAUCGGCGGACGAGAUUAAAUUCUCAGCGUAUGGUCCGCCAUUUACUUGAAGUUCUUUAUUUUGCCUUAACAAUGAGGAAUUUUGCAUUUUGUUUUUAUGACAUUGUUUUCUGGAAAAUGUUUAAGCCAUCCGUUAAAUUAGUACACUCUCUCCGGUGAACCAGUUCUUUUCCUGUGGCUUCAAUGCCUUUUCACCCCCUCCCCACCCUUUGAGUGUUGCUUUGUACAGAACCCCUUUGAGAUGCGGAAGAAGCAAAUUCUGACCACUGUCACUUAGUAUCUACACUACUUUUAAGCUUUACCUAAGGUUUUGACGACUUAGCAUGAGGCCACGGUUCCAGUCUCAGUGGGUAGUUUCCAUGGUUGACUUGCUCUUGUCUGAUCUAGUGUUGUCUCUCUUCAACUGCUCUGACAUGGCAGCUGGAUUGGUCAUGCAUAAAAUUGUAAUAGUUCUAACGGUUUAGUUAGUAAGACUGCCAAAUUCUGGAAAUGUUACUAAUGUAGAAGAGACCAGGAGAAAUUAGAUCCCAGAGAUUUCUGGGUGAGCGGUUAUGGCAGCAUGUAUUGGCAAGUAUUUUGCCAAUAUCAGUUUUUUGGGUUUUUUUCCAUUUGCUCUUUAAGGGUUUUUGGUUUGUUGGUUGGUGUUAAAAAGAUAAAUGUAUAUGCCAUUUAAAAGCCUCUAAAUGUUCUGCUUGUUCCAUUUAGCUAAGCAAUGAAAGGUAGUAUUACCUCAUUGUAUAGACCAAGAACCCAAACCUUGCCUGAAGUUUUAUGGUUUUCAAUUUCCCAUGUAUAAAUUAGAGUUGGUGCUUGCAAUGGUCCUUUCCCCAUUAUCAUUCUAAAAAGAUGAGUGAGCAAAACUGAAUUACUCUCGUGUUUUUAUUUUUCUUGUUCCUUCCAGGUAUGGGAAAAGGGAAAAUAACCUCAUUCCCCCAAAAAUAUUUUUAAAAUCAUAGAUCUCUUUUAUUUUCAAGUGGUUGGACACUUAAAGAAGAUUGUUUGAAGACUGCUUUUGGAAUCAAAUAGCAUGGAUCCCAGCAGCGACUACCAUUUCCUCAAUCAGAUUUUGUGGAGAAGGGUGAAACUCACAUUGGUUUGUGGCAUCUUUGAGGGAGUACUCCAGCAUGUGGACCCUAACAAGAUUGUUGUCCUGAAGAAAGUGAAGAAUGUGGAGACUGGUCGAAGUGUUCCAGGAGUGAAGAUGUUUUUUGGGCACGAGAUUGUGAACGUGGAACUGCUGGAUGAAGUGGAACAAGGUGCAGAGAGAGAAAAGGCAUCUUCUGUUAGUCUAAAUACAGAAAGAACAAAGAUGGAUAAAAUGAAGGGUGAAGAUCUAAACAUAUAUGAGCCUUCUUCUCCUGUCCCUGAGUCAUCAACCACCUCUCUGCUGAAUCAUCUCAAGUAUAGCCCAUCAGAAGAAGAGGAGGUGACAUACACAGUCAUUGAUCAGUUUCAGCAGAAGUUUGGUGCUGCAAUGCUUCACAUCAAGAAGCAGAGUGUUCUGAGUGUGGCAACAGAAGGUGCUAAUGUGUGUCGUCAUGGGAAGCUGUGUUGGCUUCAGGUAGCCACAAAUAGCCGAGUUUACUUAUUUGACAUUUUCCUUCUGGGAAGUCGUGCUUUCAACAAUGGACUUCAGAUGGUAUUAGAAGACAAGAGAAUUUUGAAGGUUAUCCAUGAUUGUCGUUGGCUUUCUGAUUGCCUCUCUCAUCAGUAUGGAAUUUUGCUGAAUAAUGUCUUUGACACACAGGUAGCAGAUGUCCUUCAGUUUUCCAUGGAAACAGGUGGCUUUCUUCCAAAUUGCAUCAGUUCUUUACAGGAGAGUUUAAUCAGACACCUUAAAGUAGCCCCUAAAUAUCUCUCCUUUCUGGAAGAGAGACAAAAAUUGAUUCAGGAAAAUCCAGAAGUGUGGUUCACACGACCUCUUUCACCAUCUUUACUGAAAAUUUUGGCCCUAGAGGCUACCUACCUACUACCCCUUCGUUUGGUACUCCUGGAUGAGAUGAUGUCUGACCUAACCACCCUUGUGGAUGGUUAUCUAAACACCUAUCGAGAAGGGUCCGCAGAUCGCCUGGGAGGCACCGAGCCUACACGUAUGGAGCUUCCAGAAGAGCUUCUUCAACUCAAGGAUUUCCAGAAGCAGCGCAGAGAGAGAGCUGCAAAAGAAUAUAGGGUGAAUGCACAGGGACUCCUAAUAAGGACAAGGGUACAUCCAAAGAAAUCAGUGCCAGAGACAGCAGGGAAAGAGGGAAAAAUAGGGUUUUCCUUACUUUGUAAAAAUUCUGUACUAGAUGAAACUCAUCAUGUAAAUUUGCUGAAAGAAGAAUCUAAGAAUAAACAAACUUCAACAGAACCUCAACAUGUACCUCCCAUGAAGGAAGAAACCAACGAGGAUUCUAUCAAUAAACUCAUUUGCCCUGAGUCAGAGAGGCUAGAGGACCAGAGAAUAGCUCAAAAAGAACACAGUAAGACACCCAAACAGGAGUUUCAGACAAGUUCAUCUUUGAAAGGGGAGAUAGAACAGUUACUGGUGGUGCAAAACCAGGAAGAUCUAAAAUGCACAAAACAAGAUAUUUCAGUGUCUCCUUCCCUUCCUCAGGAAACCAGAGUCUCUCCAAGUGACACCUUUCAUUCUUUUAGAAAAGCCGUGUUUCCUAUGUUUCCUCCCUGUCCAGCCUUGGAGAAAACUGCUUCUUGGAUAAAUCCCUCUCCAAAUCUGUCUUAGAAAUGUGCAAUUUGUUUUUGAGACUAUGAAGGUGGCUCACUUCCACCAGCCGUACCUUCCUCAGAGCUUAAGUCUGUCAUGUUGGAAAUUUAGUUUUGCCUCAGUCACGAAGGAACGCCUUAGGGAAAAUGAUAUUCUGUUGCUUACUUCUACAUGCCUGGAAUUUGAUUAGGAUGGGAAUGAAUAAGUUAAAUAAUGGAAGAAGUAAAUUUUUUUAUUAUGUCACUGUGUGGAAAUAUUCCCAGUGGUCAGAGCAAAUUAUUUGUCAUAAUUUGGGUUUGGAGGAUUUGAGGAGGGGAAAAAUCUCGGGCUUAGUAUCUGGAAGCUAUAUGCUUUUAAACUUUUUGUUUUGUUUUGUUUUUGUUUUUUUGUUUUUAUUUUUAAUAAUUUAAGCUCUAUGCCCAACCUGGGGCUCCAACUCACAACCCCAAGAUCUGAAGUCACAUGCUCUACUGACUGGCCAGCCAGGCACCCCUACUUUUAGACUUUUGUUGUAUUUUUUGGUCUGAAAAAGGUUGGUAAAACUUUUGCCCAUAAGUUUAAAAAAAUUGGGAACUGAUAACUUUACCAGUACUUUUUUCCUUAGUAAUGUUUUCCUAAAAUAUUAACUUUAUCAAUUGUACCUCAAAAAAGCUGAGAAAAUACCGACUUUUUAAAAAUUGUAAUGUUUUGUCUGUUUUGUGUCAUAGACAGACACUAGUUAAUGUUAUUAACAGGCAUCAGUAUCCCCGUUUUAAUUUCUUUUGAUUCCCUUUACUUUUAGAAGGUUUUGUCCAUUUUUGUAAGAAAGCAGGGGCUUCUUUUGAGUAUGUUUAUUAUGUAAACUUGAAGUUUGAUUCCCCUCUUUUGCCUGGAGUUGGUAUACUUUUUUUUUUCUUAAUUAAAAAAAUUUUUUUUUCAUUUUAAGUAGACCACACCCAAUAUGGGGCUUGAACUCACGAACUUGAGGCUAAGAGACACAUUUUCUACCAACCAAGCCAGCCAGGCACCCAGUUGGUAUACUUUUUUAGGGUGAAAGGAAGGCAGCUUGUACAGAGCCCU